Molecule: messenger RNA, 2806 nt
Organism: Ictalurus furcatus (blue catfish)
Lineage: Eukaryota; Metazoa; Chordata; Actinopteri; Siluriformes; Ictaluridae
Gene: mbtd1
Product: mbt domain containing 1
Exons: 17
Coding region: 78-2024 (648 amino acids)
Biological process (GO): regulation of DNA-templated transcription
Cellular component (GO): nucleus
Molecular function (GO): zinc ion binding
Source: RefSeq, a predicted model, not a curated record
UUGAGCACGAGCCCCUGCCAGUGGGGGCCUGCUAUAUAGCAUACUCACAUUAGCUUCCGGUCUUUCAUGAAGGGCUAAUGGAAGACGCAAGGGAUUUGGCUGAGCGCACUUCACGGUCAGAAAGGAAGCGAAGAGACUCGUUUGGCAUGUUUGACGGGUAUGAGAGCAGCGAGGAGUCGAGCAGCAGCUCCAGCACUGAGGACAGCGAGGAUGAAGAGCGCAGUCUUCCUGCCGGUCUGCCCAUCAUCAAGAACAACGGACAGGUGUACACCUACCCGGAUGGAAAAGCUGGCAUGGCGACUUGUGAAAUGUGUGGAAUGGUCGGGGUCCGAGAUGCUUUUUACUCCAAAACAAAGAGGUUCUGCAGCGUCUCCUGCUCCAGAAGUUAUUCGUCCAACUCGAAAAAAGCCAGCAUAUUGGCCAGACUUCAGGGGAAACCACCAACAAAAAAAGCAAAGGUCUUACAGAAACAGCCGCUCAUGGCAAAAUUGGCAGCUUAUGCACAGUAUCAAUCGAAUCAGCAGAGCCCAGCUAAAUCAAAAUCAGCUAUUCCUGUCGAGGGCUUCGACUGGGGUCGGUACAUUUGUAGCAAUAAUAUGAUCGGCGCUCCAGUGAGCUGUUUCAAACACGUACCCAUGGGUUUAUUCUGGGGUGACAUUACUGAGGGUGUGAGGGUCGAGGUUCUCAAUUCUGACACAAACCUCUCCACCAAAGUUUACUGGAUAGCAGGGAUUGUUAAACUGGCAGGUUUUAAAGCACUUCUCCGAUAUGAGGGAUUUGAUAACGACUCGAGCCAUGACUUCUGGCGUAAUCUGUGUGUCCCAGAAAUCCAUCCUGUCGGGUGGUGUGCCUCGAAUGGUAAACCCCUCGUACCUCCUAAAUCGAUCCAGCAUAAGUCCUCUAACUGGAAAGUGUUUCUCGUGAAGCGACUCACCGGGGUGAAAACUCUUCCCCCUGACUUUGCUAAAAGGGUGCAGGAGGGCACGCAAUACCCGUUUAAGAAGCUGAUGCGUGUGGAGGUGGUGGAUAAAACCCACCUGUGCCGGACGCGUGUAGCUCUGGUUGAGCAGGUGAUCGGGGGCCGACUGCGACUCGUCUACGAAGAGAGCCAGGACGGUUCUGAUGACUUCUGGUGUCACAUGUACAGCCCACUCAUCCAUUGCAUCGGCUGGUCGAGGAGCAUCGGGCACCGCUUUAAAAGAUCUGAGGUGUCAAAGAAAAUCGAGGGUCUGAUGGACGCCCCUUCCCAGUUAUUUGUCAAGGUGAGGGAUGUAGACCAGAAUGGCGAGUGGUUUAAAGAUGGCAUGAAGCUUGAAGCAAUAGACCCUCUCAAUCUCUCAGCUAUAUGUGUCGCUACUGUAAGAAAGGUGUUGGCAGAUGGGUACCUCAUGAUUGGGAUCGACGGCUCAGAAGCAGCAGAUGGCUCCGAUUGGUUUUGCUACCACUCCACCUCUCCCUCCAUUUUCCCGGUGGGCUUCUGUGAAAUCAACAGCAUUGAGCUCACGCCUCCGAGAGGGUACAAUAAACUGCCAUUCAAAUGGUUUGACUACCUCAGAGAAACAUGUUCAAUAGCAGCCCCUGUGAAGCUCUUUAACAAAGAGGUCCCGAAUCACGGCUUCCGCGAAGGCAUGAAGCUGGAGGCGGUGGACCUAAUGGAGCCACGUCUGGUGUGUGUAGCCACCGUGACCAGGAUCGUCCACAGACUCCUGCGCAUUCAUUUCGAUGGCUGGGAGGACGAGUAUGACCAGUGGGUGGACUGUGAGUCUCCAGACCUUUACCCUGUAGGCUGGUGUCAAGUCACCGGCUACCAGCUCCAGCCACCUGCCGCACAGACCACGAGGGAAGCACCGCCUAAUGUGACAAAGCAGAAAAAGAAAGCUCCACAGUACAAAGGACAGAAGAAAAAGGCCACGCUGCAGAUAAAGGAGGAGACUCCAGAGGUGGACAAGUUCACCUUCUCCCAGGGCACAUCAGACCAAGAGAGCAACGGCUCGGGCGGUUACUACAUCAAACAGGAGCCGUGAGCAUCAGCCCUGCUGGAGCCUUACCUCACUGCCAACAGCACUGGAAAAUCCCGUUCAGAACGACACACACACACACACACACGUGGCCUGGGAGAACAGGGUGACCUUACUUCCUCUUGCACGCCAGGUCCUUUUCUUUUCAGGGUCACAGGGAACCUGGAGUCGACCCCCUGGAGCAUGGGCACAAGGUGGGGAACAAACUGGACAUGGUGCCGACCCACCACAUGGGAAAAUCACACACAUGCACACACUACGGAUGAUUUGGACACGCCACUGAGUGUACGAUGCAUGUGUUUGGACUGGGGGAGGAAACAGGAGUACAGGGAGGAAACCCCCUCAGCAUGGGGAGAACACGCAAACUCCGUGCACACACAUGGCCAUGGUGGGAUUCAAACUCCGAGUCCCAGAGCUGUGAGGCAAACGUGCUCACCACUAAGCCCCCAAGCCCCUUUGCAUUAAUUAGGAGAAGGAAAAAAAAAAAAAAAAAUGUACACAAAAAUGACAAAUUUCAUCAUCAGGUCUUUGAACACAGCAUGCUUUCUAUAAGCAGUUGUGUCACUUCCAGUGCUUGGUCGGAGAAAUCCUUGCUACCUGCUCUGAAAAUCCUCAUAAACUCAUCAAAUCCACUGCAUGCAGAUUCACUUGAGCUGCUUUUCCUAGGAAGAAACCAGGAAUGACAUUUUUCCUACAGGGCAUGAAUGCUGCAUAACACUCAAACCCAGGCUCAUUCAUCAACGUGCAUUUAGUGUCGAUCUGUAAAUAAAACCCAAGCAGACGAUAGA